Prorocentrum cordatum is the source of this 1206-nucleotide messenger RNA. The record is from the annotation of a GenBank genome assembly. NCBI's taxonomy places the organism in Eukaryota, Dinophyceae, Prorocentrales, Prorocentraceae.
AUGGGAAACGGGCCCCGGCCCAAGCGCAGGGGCGCGUGCAGGGCGGGCAAGGAGGCGCUGCGCAAGAGGCCCGCCGCCGCGCCCACCAUGCGGAAGCCGUCCGCAGCCCCCAUGCAGAGGCCGUCCGCGGCCCCCAAGAAGAAGGCGCCCAGCGUGCCCUACUUGCCGCCUGCGGUGCCGGAGGGUGGUCGCUUGGUGUCGACCUCGCACAAGAGCAAACUUUUCUCCGUGGAGAUGCCCUCGUUUGCCGAAGCGGCGGUGAUGAGCGACGCGGACGUGGGCCGUGCUUUGCGCGAGGCUGGGUGCAUCCCGCCCAAGACCGACCGCACGUGCUGGAAGCGCGGAAACGACAUGGUUGAGCAGGAGAACGGCGACUUCAGAUGCUGGGCGCAGACUCACCGCGUGACUGGCGCGUCCAGGAAGAAGGUCGAGCUGCUCAUGCCGCGCGUCGCGGAGGCCGCUGCGUGGAAGUCUAUGCAAGCUGCCGACAACUUCGAGCAUUCCGCUGGCGAGGUGGAGAUAGACGCAUUCGCCUGCUCGGUCCGCCGCGCUGGCAGCGCCACCCAGAGCGUGCACGUGGGCCGCGGGAUCAUGGUUGUGGAUCGCGCGACUGGCACGCGCGUGGUCUUCCCUGCGAAGGGCGCGGCCGUGCAGAAGGGCGCGCCGCCUCCGCCCGAGGGCGCCGAGGCCGCUGGCAUCCUGCGCACGAGGACCAAGCGCAGCGCUAAGCAGUUCGCCAAGACCGAGAAGAUCGGGAUCGAGAGCUCGGGGGCGGCCCUGACCAAGAUGGCCGCCAAGCGCCAUGCGCAGAUGAGGAAGAACAGGGGGAACUCCACGGCCGCCAAGUGCGCCAAGGGCCCCAUGAAGAGCAAGAAGGGCCCCAUGAAGACUGCGAAGAGCUCCGAGGCCGCCAAGCGCACCAAGGGCCCCAUGAAGAGCGCCAAGAGCACGAGGGGCUCCAAGACGUCCUACCUCCUGACGCGGUCCUCGACCAACAUGGCAGAGGCCAAUAUCGGCGUCGCGAAGGGCAGCGUGCACAAGCGCAGCUACCUGGGGAAGCGCAACGAGAGCAUGCGCACGCAGUCCCAGCUCUUCUACGAGAACACGCCUGGCUUGACCCCGAUCCUGAAUGCCAUGGGGGAGUUCACGAAGUUUUUCCCCGAUUCCUGCGACCCGUGGCAACUGUUCGGGAAAGGGAACUGGCAG